AGGGAAUAAAGGUAAAUAUAUAUAUAGGAAGGCCGGUAUUUUUUUCCAGAAAAGGUGCAACCCUAAUUGCAACCCAUACUCCCUGGUGAUAUGAGCUGAACCCACCUAUCUGAUUUCUGGUUCUUCCCCAGCCUCUGGUUAUUAUAUCCUCCACCAACUUCCUUGAGGCUGAUUGCCAAUAAAGGACUAUACCCCCCCCCCCCCCCCGGUAUUGCCAGAUCAGUAAAAAACGAGUAUCAGGAAAUACACUCCCCCACCCCACAAAAGCACACAAUUGAUUUCCACAAGACAAAAUGACUUUACAAUACAUGAGGCAGCAUGACAAGCAGUUUCUAAAUAAAAAUAAAACCAGACAGGAUUGAGUAAUUUUGCUUAUUUUUGAAUAUAGACAUUAGAAUCGGGAUGAGUUCAGUAUUCAAAAAGGUGGCAGAGGAUUUAAUGCAUCAUUGUGUCAAAGCAGAAAAAAUGGGUGAAGAGAUAAUAGGCUGAAGGGACAUGAGCCCCUCGAGGGGAAGGGGGGUAUUCAAGGCGAUGUCUGUCCCACUUCAGUGUAUUAUAUGUAUGGUCACAUGAGCCAACAGUCUACCCAAAAACUUUCAUAGCAAGAACUUUGCAUUACCAGCCACCUUUCAUGCCUAUUAAUAAUAUAAUAAAAAAUAAUAAUAGACUGUUUUUGUAGCAUCCUAAUAAUAAUAAUAAAAUACUGAAUUAGUCCCACAGCAAAUAGAUCUUUUUUUUUUUUUUUUUGCUGAACUACAAUUCCCAAGAUCCUCCUAAAAACAUUAUGGAGUAGUAAAGGCUGCGGUUUCUGCAACACUGGGAGCCCUAUACCUGGCCAGGAAACAUGUUAUUGUUUAGAAUUUCUUGUAUAAAUAAUAAAAAAAAAUCCAUGUACUUAAAUUUAUUACAUUCCCUUAAACCCAGAGCGGCCGGCGGACUCCGGAGAAUGUUGAUGUGUUGCCAAUUGCUCUGCUUUUCACCGCAAAACUAAAUUUGUAAACUUUUUUUUUAUCAGAUUAAAAUGUAUAUAUAUCUAUAUCUAUGGAAAAGAAUAUGUUCAUAUUUUUAAGCUGAUAUUUGCAAAUGAUAGAGAUUUUUUUUUUCCUCAGAAGCAAUUACUCAGACCAUUGAAGUGUUGUAAUCUUACUACUAGUCUUACGUCACUUAGGUAAUUCCGUUUGAACUGAAAAUGGGCUAUAAAAGUCUCCGAGUGCCCCAGCAUGGAUCAUUCAGGCACCACCGAUCUGCCUUCUAACCCCACGCUUGGCACCGGCUCCAUCUCAGCAUCAGAGAACAUGUUCUCCCUUAGAGAUUUCCUCUUUAUUCUCUGCCUGUCUGUGGGGGUCCUCUCAGCUCCCCUCCCUGGACUUUUAUCCACCAAUAAGGAAUUUCUGCAGAUGAACAAGGAAUUCAGCAGGAAAAUCACAAGGGACGCGGAGAAACUGAUAAGCCAUAUGUGUGGGGAUGACGGUUGGUGUGAGAAGAGCCAGCUCACAUUCAUUCAGAAGCAUCUUCAGCUCCAGGACGUUCCUCUGGACCAGUGCCAGGCUGGUUCUUUUAGCCAGGAAGGCUGCUUCUCACAACUGUUCAACGGUCUGAAGGAGCUCCAGAAAUGGGUUCUGGCUAUGCCCGGCCACCUUCCUGAGGGCAACCUUCACCGACUGAACAAGGACAUCAGUGACUUGCUUGUCAACAUCCAGGAAGAGAUGGAGGCACAAGGCAUAAAGGCUCAGAGCUCUCCUUCUCAGACACUGCUGCCUACAGGCGCCAGUAACUUCCACAAGAGAGUCGCCAUGUUCCUCAUCCUUUCUGACUUGGUCAACUUCAUGGGAAUCUUGCAUGGUCUACUGGUAUGAGGAGGCCACGCUGAAUAGGGAUCCAGUUUAAUAUUUAAACCUGCGUCCCGCUAACCAGCAUCCACUUUCAUCUAGAACCUCCAGUUGCAAAAGUUGCAAUGGCACCAAUAGAAGUAGUGAAUAUUUCACUUUUUUGUAAGUUACGAAAAAUAACCUUUUCCCCUCCAACUCCAUCAUCAAAUAUGAGGCCAAAAUGGUCUAUUUAUUUAUUUAUCUAUAUAUUUAUAUUUGAACUGUUUUUUUACGAUUUAUAUUGGGGCAUGUAUAAGUAUUUAUAAUAUUUGUGUUUGGAAUUGAAAUGCUUUUGUAUGGUUCAGAACGUUUAUUUAUGAAGUAUUUAAUAUUAUUUAAUUUAUAAGUGAUGGAAUUCUUUCCAGGGUUAAGGGAAAACUGUCCUUGCUAUAAAAUUCACCCAAAACUGUAGAUUAUAUUGAAUCUGUUCCAUCAAUAGGUUUUGUUCCUUUUUUAUAUGGAAGUGAUUAUAUAUGUCUCCCAGGGUCGGACUGGGACCUGCCAGAGAGCUUGACACCCUAGGCUUAGUCUCACACCAAUUAGAUACGGAGAAGCCAAAUGUUUUUUUUAUACAAGCCAUGAUGAGAAUAAUGAUGGGCUGAUAAUUCUCCUAAGCUGGGGUGCACUGGGGAGAUCCUCUGGUGGGCCAAAUCCGACGUUUCCUUGGUUUAACAAGAACUUGGAAAAGGUUCAUCAUUUACUACAGUUUAGGUGAUUGUAUUUUUAAUUACAGUAACAGUUCCCCUUUAAGGCAAUAUGCAGGAUCAUUAUUUGCCAUUAUUUAUAGUAUUGUUUACUUAAAAAGCACAGCUUUACAUGUUGCCCUGUUCAAUUCAAAUACUUGAAUGUCACGAGUGUGUUUUUUCCUGUUAUUAAUCUGAUCCAAUUGGGCAAAAUCAUUUGGGCGGUUUUAGGGGGCCUCCCCCACCCCCAGACUCCCAACUCUAGCAUUGAUUGUUCCCAUAGGCAACAACAGUAUUGUGUCCCGGUUACUUGCACUCAGGAUAAUAUUUAUUAUUGUUGCGAGCAUGUGUGCCUUGUUUAAAUUGUAUGUUUUUUAAGAAAAUGUUUUGCUAGGAAAAUAAAAACUAGUUGUUCUUUUUUUAAAACAUUUGUCUUACCGUCUUGUAACAUUUUGCUCAAAGCCAAACACACACAAUUGCUUGUUGUCAUACAGGAUAUGUAAGCUGUGACCACAACAACACACAGACUCUAUUGCACGUGUAUUUGACAUUGCAGCCGCCAUUUGUGUGGUUCUGUAAAGGGUUCUGGGUCCCGCUUAGGUUAUACCAAGGUUACAGAUAUAAAUAUAUAUAUAUAGAUCAAUUUGACAAGGUGUUGCUGUUUUAUGGGGACACUAGACUAGCAGGUAGCAAAAACAGGGGAUCUGUCUUA
Xenopus laevis (African clawed frog) is the source of this 3263-nucleotide messenger RNA. It is a transcript of the gene csf3.L, whose product is annotated as colony stimulating factor 3 L homeolog. Gene Ontology annotation, biological process: immune response; positive regulation of myeloid cell differentiation. Bases 1221 to 1856 code for a protein of 211 amino acids. NCBI's taxonomy places the organism in Eukaryota, Metazoa, Chordata, Amphibia, Anura, Pipidae. The record is from RefSeq and is a predicted model, not a curated record. Gene Ontology annotation, cellular component: extracellular region. Gene Ontology annotation, molecular function: cytokine activity; granulocyte colony-stimulating factor receptor binding. The transcript is spliced from 5 exons.